This is a messenger RNA of Sorex fumeus (smoky shrew), 1000 nucleotides long. RefSeq names its product deoxyhypusine hydroxylase (gene DOHH). The coding region runs from base 56 to 985 and encodes 309 amino acids. Lineage: Eukaryota; Metazoa; Chordata; Mammalia; Eulipotyphla; Soricidae. The record is from RefSeq and is a predicted model, not a curated record. Gene Ontology annotation, biological process: peptidyl-hypusine biosynthetic process. The transcript has 4 exons. Gene Ontology annotation, molecular function: deoxyhypusine monooxygenase activity.
CUGCGUUUCCGCCUCUCCCCAGGAUUAGUGGGGACCAAACCCCCGGCGGGGCGCCAUGGUGACGGAGCAGGAGGUGGACGCCAUCGGGCAGACCCUGGUGGACCCCCAGCAGCCGCUGCAGACCCGCUUCCGAGCCCUCUUCACGCUGCGUGGGCUCGGCGGCCCCGGGGCCAUCUCCUGGAUUAGCCGGGGCUUCGACGACGACUCAGCCCUGCUCAAGCACGAGCUGGCCUACUGCCUGGGCCAGAUGCAGGACGCCCGGGCCAUCCCUGUCCUGGUGGCGGUGCUGCGCGACCAGCAUCAGGAGCCCAUGGUGCGGCACGAGGCAGGGGAGGCCCUGGGAGCCAUCGGGAACCCGGAAGUCCUGGACAUCCUGAAGCAAUACUCCACCGACCCAGUCAUCGAGGUGGCCGAGACGUGCCAGCUGGCCGUACGGCGGCUGGAGUGGCUGCAGCAGCGGGGCGGGGACCCGGUGCCCGCGGGGCCCUACCGCUCCGUGGACCCCGCGCCGCCCGCCGAGGAGCGCGACGUGGGGCGGCUGCGGGAGGCGCUGCUGGAUGAGGCGCGGCCACUGUUUGACCGCUACCGGGCCAUGUUCGCCCUGCGGGACGCGGGCGGCGAGGAGGCGGCCCUGGCGCUGGCCGAGGGUCUGCACUGCGGGAGCGCGCUCUUCCGCCACGAGAUCGGCUACGUGCUGGGCCAGCUGCAGCACGAGGCGGCCGUGCCCCAGCUGACCGCGGCCCUGGGGCGCACGGCCGAGAGCCCCAUGGUGCGGCACGAGUGCGCCGAGGCGCUGGGCGCCAUCGCCAGGCCCGCCUGCCUGGCCGCCCUGCGCGCGCACGCCGCCGACCCCGAGCGCGUGGUGCGCGAGAGCUGCGAGGUGGCGCUGGACAUGUACGAGUACGAGACGGGCUCCGCCUUCCAGUACGCCGACGGGCUGCGGCGGCUGCACCCCGCGGGGGACUGCUCAGAGCCCCGCGCCUAAGCCCGGGCCCCAACG